CCAGACGAGCAGCAGACGCUCGGCCGUCUUGUUGGACCUUGCAAAGGAGACCAGAGUGGGGCAUGUAACUCUCCUGGACCCCCUGGACCCACAAAGCCUGAAGAUCCCAGGCACCGUUCCUGUUCCUGGGAACCAAUCUAGGCUUGUGCUUCUCAAAGAGUGGAACUGAGGACCCCGCAAUAGAGUACAAAGUCCAGAGCCCACCCAGCUCUGUCUGGGUGUUGUGAGCCUUGGAGCAUGGCAAGUUCGGAGCAUCCCGGGAGCCCUGGCUGUACAGGACCCCUAAACCAACGCAUAAUAAGGACCAGGAAAGAAGCACUGCCCUCAGGCCCAGACCGUCCAUGUCCACAACUAGAAGAACACUUAGCCCUCUCCUAGAGGGCACUGCCUAUUGCAGAUUCCUUAAAGGCACUGUCCCUCCAGAAGCCCAAGACGGCCCCACCUCCAACUCCAGCAUGACCACGAGGGAGCUACAGGAACACUGGCAGAAGGAGAAGAGCCACUGGAAGCACGUCAGGCUGCUCUUUGAGAUCGCCUCAGCCCGCAUCGAGGAGAGGGGUGUCUCCAAGUUUGUGAUGUAUCAGGUCCUGGUGGUCCAGACCGGGAGCUUCGACAGCGACAAGGCGGUGGUGGAGCGGCGCUACUCGGACUUCGAGAGGCUGCAGAAGGCCCUGCUGAAGCGCUUCGGGCCGGAGCUGGAGGACGUGGCCUUCCCGCGGAAGCGCCUGACCGGGAACCUGUCGGCCGAAGCCAUCUGCGAGCGCCGCCUGGAGCUCCGCGAGUACCUGCGGCUGCUCUACGCCGUGCGCGCCGUGCGCCGCUCGCGCGAGUUCGUCGACUUCCUCACGCGGCCCGAGCUGCGCGAGGCCUUCGGCUGCCUGCGCGCCGGCCAGUACGCGCGCGCGCUCGAGCUGCUGGGCCGCGCGCUGCCGCUGCAGGAGAAGCUGACGGCGCACUGCCCGACGGCCGCCGUGCCCGCGCUCUGCGCCACGCUCGUGUGCCUGCGCGACCUGGAGCGGCCAGCCGAGGCCUUUGCGGUCGGCGAGCGCGCGCUGCAGCUCCUGCGGGCGCGCGAGAGCCACCGCUACUACGCGCCGCUGCUGGACGCCAUGGUGCACCUGGCCUACGCGCUGGGCAAGGACUUCGCGUCGCUGCAGGGCAGGCUGGACGACAGCCAGCUGCGGAGGCCCACGCACAGGGGCUUCACCCUGAAGGAGCUCGCGGUGCGAGAGUAUCUGUCCUGAACCGGCCUGGCAGGUGCCCUGGCAUCCAUCGCCGUACUAGCUACCUGUUGCUGGCCGGCUGCUUGGUGUCCAUCUUUCACGGGAGGAGCCGUCGCGGGUGGACUUUGCUGGGCGGCUUUAAAACUUUCAAAGCCCCCUUUUUACUGUGGUGUCCGCUGAGCA
Messenger RNA from Meriones unguiculatus (Mongolian gerbil), 1406 nucleotides. RefSeq names its product sorting nexin 20 (gene Snx20). Gene Ontology annotation, cellular component: early endosome membrane. Gene Ontology annotation, biological process: protein transport. The record is from RefSeq and is a predicted model, not a curated record. Lineage: Eukaryota; Metazoa; Chordata; Mammalia; Rodentia; Muridae. The transcript has 5 exons. The coding region runs from base 342 to 1244 and encodes 300 amino acids. Gene Ontology annotation, molecular function: phosphatidylinositol phosphate binding; protein binding.